GCGACAAUACUGGCUGCAUGUUGGAAGCAACUAUGUUGCUGGACCACCUCUGUAAUGGCCUCCACCAAAAAAAGAAUUUGUUGCCCUCUGUUUGUGAUAGCAACAUUACCAUUGCAGGCUCAUCUGUGCCUUUUGAUCCCACUAGCUCUCAGUUCAAGGAGGAAGAAGAAUGCACAGAAGAGUAUCAAGCUGUCGGUAUAUGACCACCCUCAAGAGGAAGGAUUUUGUGCUUCAGAUGUUAUGGUCUUCAGUAGCAAGUACAAGGCAAAAUGAUGUGUCAUAUUUCCUGCCGAGAUGGUUGACAUGUCAUUGAACAAAUCCAUCGAUGGGAGCUUGUUUCAGAAGAUGUUCGAUGAGGGAGACUUCAUCGCUGCUAGACAUCCAAGUUUCCAGCCAGAAGCCCAUGAAGAGCUCCAAGGACAAUGAUUA
Molecule: messenger RNA, 429 nt
Organism: Guyanagaster necrorhizus
Lineage: Eukaryota; Fungi; Basidiomycota; Agaricomycetes; Agaricales; Physalacriaceae
Exons: 2
Coding region: 55-273 (72 amino acids)
Source: RefSeq, a predicted model, not a curated record